AUGCAGCCCAAGACCAGACACCCCAGUUUCGACAGAGCUGCCCGGCCAGCAGCACAGACGCUGGCCCCGGCAGAGCACAGCCUCCAGGGCGAGGGUGACCCGCUGCCACCCGCUGCCCAGACCCCGUGGCUCCGGGCGCCCGCGCAGCAGGGGGCGCGGGCAGUUUCUGCCGGUGCUGCCUCCACCUCGGCUCGGAGACAGACCGCGGUCCCUCCGAGGCGACAGAAGCCCCGACUGUGCGGCGCUCGAACCCCGCAGGGUGACAGUCGGGGAAGGCUCACGCCCUCCUCUGCCUCCCCAGGCGGGCCUCUCCGAGCCCCGGGGCCAGCCUGGGAGCCCGCGUGCGGCGCGGACACGCGUGUGAGUUCCCUUGCGCCCGUCCUCGGCAUGGAGACGAGCCCCGGCCCCGGCAACGGCACCCCCGAGGCGUUCGGCCUGGCCCUCGCGAACCGGACGGGCGCGCUCUUGGCGCAGCAGCAGUACGCCGUCGGGCUCUUCCUCUCCUGCCUCUACACCGUCUUCCUCUUCCCCAUCGGCUUCGUGGGCAACAUCCUGAUCCUGGCGGUGAACAUCAGGUUCCGGGACAGGAUGACCGUCCCCGACCUGUACUUCAUCAACCUGGCGGCGGCGGACCUCAUCCUGGUGGCCGACUCCCUGAUCGAGGUGUUCAACCUGGACGAGCAGUAUUACGACAUCGCCGUGCUGUGCACCUUCAUGUCCCUCUUCCUGCAGGUCAACAUGUACAGCAGCAUCUUCUUCCUCACCUGGAUGAGCUUCGACCGCUACCUGGCCCUGGCCCGUGCCGUGCGCUGCGGCCCGUUCCGCACCAAGCAGCACGCCAGGCUGAGCUGCGGCCUCGUCUGGCUGGCCGCGGUCUCCGCCACGCUGCUGCCCUUCGCCGCCGUGCACCUGCAGCACGCCGGCGACGGCUGCUUCUGCUUCGCGGACGUCAAGGAGGUGCAGUGGCUGGAGGUCACCUUGGGCUUCAUCGUCCCCUUCGCCAUCAUCGGCCUCUGUUACUCGCUCAUCGCCCGGGCGCUCGUCCAGGCUCACCGGCACCGGGGCCUGCGCCCCCGGCGGCAGAAGGCCCUGCGGAUGAUCGUGGCCGUGGUCCUCGUCUUCUUCGUCUGCUGGCUGCCCGAGAACGUCUUCAUCAGCGUGCACCUCCUGCAGCGGACGCCGCCGGGGGCCUCGCCCUGCCAGCAGUCCUUCCGCCACGCCUACCCCCUCACCAGUCACAUCGUCAACCUCGCGGCGUUCUCCAACAGCUGCCUGAACCCCCUCAUCUACAGCUUCCUGGGGGAGACCUUCAGGGACAAGCUGAGGCUGUACGUCGAGCAGAAGACAAGCGUGUCGGCUCUGAACCGUUUCUGCCACGCGGCCCUGAAGGCCUUCAUUCCGGACAGCCCCGAGCAGCCGGAGGUGAGGCUCAGCAGUGUGGCGUAGGCCCAGCGGCCCCAGCCGGCUCGUGGCACUGCCCGGGGCCCGGGGCAGGGAGGCGGCAGAGCACUGCCACAGACUCGCCUGCGC
Molecule: messenger RNA, 1530 nt
Organism: Phyllostomus discolor (pale spear-nosed bat)
Lineage: Eukaryota; Metazoa; Chordata; Mammalia; Chiroptera; Phyllostomidae
Gene: GPER1
Product: G protein-coupled estrogen receptor 1
Exons: 3
Coding region: 1-1446 (481 amino acids)
Biological process (GO): G protein-coupled receptor signaling pathway
Cellular component (GO): membrane
Molecular function (GO): G protein-coupled receptor activity
Source: RefSeq, a predicted model, not a curated record